This is a messenger RNA of Oncorhynchus masou masou (cherry salmon), 2386 nucleotides long. Its product is annotated as basic proline-rich protein-like. The record is from RefSeq and is a predicted model, not a curated record. The annotation marks the transcript as partial. The transcript has 5 exons. NCBI's taxonomy places the organism in Eukaryota, Metazoa, Chordata, Actinopteri, Salmoniformes, Salmonidae.
ACCACCCUGUCCCCCUACGCCCCUGGGGAACUUGAACCGCGCCGUCCCCCUACGUUCCCCUGGGGAACUUGAACCGCGCUGUCCCCCCACGCCCUGGGGGAACUUGAACCACGCCGUCCCCACGUUCCCCUGGGGAAUCCCCGGAACCGCUGUCCUCCUACGCUCCCCUGGGGAACCAGACCACCCUGUCCCCCCACGCCCCCUGGGGAACUCUGAACCGCGCUGGUCCCCACGCCCCCUGGGAAUCGAACCGCGCUUACCACCCUGUCCCCCACGUUCCCCCUGGGGGAACUUGAACCACGCCGUCCCCUACGCUCCCCCUGGGGAACUUGAACCGGCGCCGUCCCCCCACGUUCCCCUGGGGAACCCGAACCGCGCGGGUCCCCCCUACGCCCCCUGGGGAAUCCGAACCGCGCCGCCCCCCUACGUUCCCCUGGGGAACUCGGGAACCGCCGUCCCCCCACGUUCCCCCCUGGGGAACCCGAACCGCGCCGUCCCCCCCACGUUCCCCUGGGGAACUCGAACCGCGCGUCCCCCACGUUCCCCGGGGAACUCUCGAACCGCGUCGUCCCUACGUUCCCCUGGGGAAUCCGGGACCCCGCGCCGUCCCCCUACGUCCCCUGGGGGAACCGCGUCCGUCCCCCUACUUCUCGCCCCCUGGGGAACCCGAACCGCGCCGUCCCCCUACGUCCCUGGGGAACUCAGACCACGCUGUCCCCCUACGCCCCCCUGGGGAACUCGAACCGCCGUCCCCCUACGCCCUGGGGAACCCGGGAACCGCGCCGAACCCGAACCGUCCCCCUACGCUCCCCCUGGGGGAACUCGAACCGCGCUGUCCCCCUACGUUCCCCUGGGGAACUCGAACCGCGCCGUCCCCCCUACGUUCCCCUGGGGAACUAACCGCGCCGUCCCCUAUGCUCCCCUGGGGAAUCCCGAACCGCGUCGUCCCCUACGUUCCCCUGGGGAACUCGAACCGCGUCGUCCCCUACGUUCCCCUGGGGAACUCGAACCGCGCCGUCCCCUACGUUCCCCUGGGGAACUUCGAACCGCGCCGUCCCCCCACGUUCCCUGGGGGAACCGAACCGCCCCCCCCUACGCUCCCUGGGGAACCGAACCGCGGCCGUCCCCCUACGUUCCCCUGGGGAACCUGAACCGCGCUGUCCUCCUACGCCCCUGGGGAACUCAGACCACCCUGUCCCCCUACGUCCCCUGGGAACUUGAACCACGCCGUCCCCUACGUUCCCCUGGGGAACUUGAACCGCGCUGUCCCCCUACGUUCCCCCUGGGGAACUUGAACCACGCGUCCCCCACGUUCCCCUGGGGAACUCGAACCACGUCCCCCGUUCCCCCUGGGGAACUCGAACCACGCCGUCCCCCCACGUUCCCCUGGGGAACUCGAACCGCGCCGCUGUCCCCACGUUCCCCUGGGGAACUCGAACCGCCUGUCCCCUACGUUCCCCUGGGGAACUCGAACCCGCUGUCCCCCUACGUUCCCCUGGGGAACUCGAACCACGCUGUCCCCCUACGUUCCCCUGGGGAACUCGACCGCGCUGUCCCCACGUUCCCCUGGGGAACUCGGACCGCGCUGUCCCACUACGUUCCCCUGGGGAACUCGGGAACGCGCCGUUCCCCUGGGGAACUCGAACCGCUGUCCCCCUACGUCCCCCUAGGAACUCGAACCGCGCCGUCCCCCUACGCUCCCCUGGGGAACUCGAACCGCGCCGUCCCCCUACGUUCCCCUGGGGAACCCGAACCGCGCUGUCCCCCUACGUUCCCCUGGGGAACUCCGAACCGCGCUGUCCUCUACGUUCCCCUGGGGAACUCGAAGCGCACGUCCCCCUACGUUCCCCUGGGGAAUCCCGAACCGCGCGCUACCGCGCCGUCCCCCUAUCCCCUGGGGAACUCCGAACCGCUGUCCCCCUAUCCCCUGGGGAACAUUCGAACCACGCCGUCCAGCCCCUAUCCCCUGGGGAACAUUCCGAACCACGCACGUCCCCACGACAUGUUUAAAUCCCUUGGGGAACCCGAACCGGGAUCGUCCCCCUACGUGUCCCUGGGGAAGAAUCCGCUGGGGUCCCCCUACGUGUCCCCUGGGGAACCGAACCGCGCCGCUCCCCCUGGGGAACCCGAACCGUUGGGGUCCCCACGCCCCCUGGGGAACUUGAACCGCGCUGUCCCCCUACGUAGAUGUGUUGGGGAACGUGAACCACGCCGUCCCCCUACGUUGGGGUCGGGAAGUGAACCGCGCUGUCCUCCUACGCUUCCCUGGGGAACUCGAACCGCGCCGUCCCCCUACGCUCGAACCCGCCGUCCCCUACGUUCCCCUGGGGAACUCAAACCGCUGUCCCCCUACGUGUUUCCCCUGGGAACCAUAUCACCAGGGUGA